Chinchilla lanigera (long-tailed chinchilla) is the source of this 1908-nucleotide messenger RNA. RefSeq names its product solute carrier family 7 (amino acid transporter light chain, L system), member 8 (gene Slc7a8). The transcript is spliced from 11 exons. Lineage: Eukaryota; Metazoa; Chordata; Mammalia; Rodentia; Chinchillidae. Bases 190 to 1809 code for a protein of 539 amino acids. Gene Ontology annotation, molecular function: neutral L-amino acid transmembrane transporter activity; L-amino acid transmembrane transporter activity. Gene Ontology annotation, cellular component: membrane. Gene Ontology annotation, biological process: amino acid transmembrane transport; neutral amino acid transport. The record is from RefSeq and is a predicted model, not a curated record.
GGAACUGUCAGUACAAGUAGGGAUAUUUUCAGUUUUCCCUUUGAUCUGGUCGCAGGUCAGGAGCGGUCCCGCUUUGGGGAAAGGGCGUUUAAAUCUGAAAAGUCUCCCUUCCCUGCAUCCGCAUAUUUACGCGCAGACGCGCUCAGGGAGAGGCAGGUUGCUUUUGGAGCCUAGAACCCACUGAGAAAGAUGGAAAAAGGAGCGCGGCACCGAAGCAGCGCGGAGAAAAACCGCCCCGCCGGGGACGAGCCCGGGGACGAGCCGGAGGCCGGGCCGGGGGCCGGCUCCGGAGGGGGCGGGGUGGCCCUGAAGAAGGAGAUCGGAUUGGUCAGCGCUUGCGGGAUUAUCGUAGGGAACAUCAUUGGCUCCGGAAUCUUUGUCUCACCAAAGGGUGUGCUGGAGAACGCUGGCUCUGUGGGCCUUGCUCUCAUCGUGUGGAUUGUGACCGGUGUCAUCACAGCUGUGGGAGCCCUCUGCUAUGCUGAGCUGGGGGUCACCAUCCCCAAAUCCGGAGGCGAUUACUCCUAUGUCAAGGACAUCUUUGGAGGACUAGCUGGGUUCCUGAGGUUGUGGAUCGCUGUGCUGGUGAUCUACCCCACCAACCAGGCCGUCAUCGCCCUCACCUUCUCCAACUACGUGUUGCAGCCGCUGUUCCCCACCUGCUUCCCUCCGGAGUCUGGACUUCGGCUCCUGGCCGCCAUCUGCUUAUUGCUCCUUACAUGGGUCAACUGUGCCAGUGUGCGAUGGGCCACCCGGGUUCAAGACAUCUUUACAGCUGGGAAGCUUCUAGCUCUGGCCCUGAUCAUCAUCAUGGGGGUUGUACAGAUAUGCAAAGGAGAAUACUUUUGGCUGGAGCCAAAGAACGCCUUUGAGAGUUUCCAGGAACCCGACAUCGGCCUCAUCGCAUUGGCUUUCCUUCAGGGCUCCUUUGCCUAUGGAGGCUGGAACUUUCUUAACUAUGUGACUGAGGAACUCGUUGACCCCUACAAGAACCUUCCCAGAGCCAUCUUCAUCUCCAUCCCACUGGUCACGUUUGUGUAUGUCUUUGCCAAUGUCGCGUAUGUCACUGCAAUGUCCCCCCAGGAGCUGCUGGCAUCAAACGCGGUCGCUGUGACUUUUGGAGAGAAGCUCCUCGGGGUCAUGGCCUGGAUCAUGCCCAUUUCCGUGGCCCUGUCCACAUUUGGAGGAGUCAACGGGUCUCUCUUCACCUCCUCCCGGCUGUUCUUUGCUGGAGCCAGAGAAGGCCACCUUCCCAGCGUGCUGGCCAUGAUCCACGUGAAGCGCUGCACACCAAUCCCAGCCCUGCUCUUUACGUGCAUCUCCACCCUGCUGAUGCUGGUCACCAGCGACAUGUACACACUUAUCAACUACGUGGGCUUCAUCAACUACCUCUUCUACGGGGUCACGGUUGCUGGACAGAUAGUCCUUCGCUGGAAGAAGCCUGACAUCCCUCGCCCCAUCAAGAUCAACCUGCUGUUCCCCAUCAUCUACUUGCUGUUCUGGGCCUUCUUGCUGAUCUUCAGCCUGUGGUCAGAGCCGGUGGUGUGCGGCAUUGGCCUGGCCAUCAUGUUGACGGGAGUACCUGUGUAUUUCCUGGGUGUUUAUUGGCAAAACAAGCCCAAGGGCUUCAAUGACUUCAUUGAGGUGCUGACCUUGGUGAGCCAGAAGAUGUGUGUGGUUGUGUACCCAGUGGAGGACGGGGAUGUGGGGACACAGGGGUUGAGAGAGGACGUGGCGGAGCAGCAGCCGUCCUUCUACCAGCCGGCUCCUUGCAAGGACCAAGACUCAGAGGAGCAGCUGCAGGCCUGAGGCCCGCCCACCCCUCAGCAAGCCACACCCUCCUUCCUCCCUUCCCUCCUGCUUGCCUGGGACCCCCAGCACGCGCGUGCACACACACACACACACGCA